Gymnodraco acuticeps is the source of this 6523-nucleotide messenger RNA. RefSeq names its product myoferlin like (gene myofl). The coding region runs from base 137 to 6262 and encodes 2041 amino acids. Lineage: Eukaryota; Metazoa; Chordata; Actinopteri; Perciformes; Bathydraconidae. Gene Ontology annotation, biological process: membrane fusion; plasma membrane organization. The transcript has 53 exons. The record is from RefSeq and is a predicted model, not a curated record. Gene Ontology annotation, cellular component: membrane.
UGACUCAUGAGUGCGGUUGCCCUGCGGAAUCCACUCCUCUUGAGCAUAUCUGUGUGUUUCAGUUUCCUCUGAGGGGCUCCCUGUCUCUCCUCGGAAUAUGAUUUGUUUCUUUUAAUAAGUUUGGAGUUUAUCAAAAAUGCUGCGGGUCAUUGUUGAGUCCGCUAGUGGGAUCCCCAAGAAGACAUUUGGAAACCCAGAUCCUAUAGCUGCGGUUGUCUUCAGAGAUGAAAAGAAGAAGACCAAAACAGUUAACAAUGAAUUGAAUCCUGUAUGGAACGAAGUGCUUGAAUUUGAUCUAAAAGACUCUUCCUUGGAUGCAUCAUCAUUCAUCAACGUGGUUGUCAAAGACUAUGAAACAAUCGGCAAAGACAAGUUAAUUGGAUCUGCAACCAUCUCUCUGAGAGACUUGGCCAGCGGUCACUUGAUGUCCCUCCCAUCCAAGAACGUGCCGUUGAUCAAUGAGAAACAACAGGCUGUUGGGGCAACAAUCAAUUUGCUGAUUAGGUAUGAGCCGCCUGCCAACGCUAUGCCAAACCUAAAUGACCGACCCGAUGUAGACACGUCUCAGGUGGAUGGUGGAGGAGGUGAUGAGGGUGAUGAGGGGGAGUCAGACGUGGAGGGGGGAGGUCAAAGUGGAAGCCCAGGAGCCCCCACCUCACCAAGCCAGCCUGGGAAACCCAGCCACAAGCCACAGCGUCUGAGCCGUAAGAGGCAUCGGGCCCUGGCCAACAAGCCUCAGGACUUCCAGAUUCGUAUUCGGGUUAUCGAGGGUCGACAGCUGCCUGGCAACAACAUCAAACCAGUGGUUAAGGUGAAUGUCUGUGGACAGACACACAGGACCAGAAUAAGGAGAGGAAAUAACCCGUUUUUCGACGAGAAGUUUUUCUACAAUGUUAACAUGCUUCCCUCAGAAUUGUUUGACGAAAGCAUCAGUCUUCGGGUUUAUGACUCCUACUCCCUCAGAUCUGACAGUCUAGUGGGAGAAUUCAAGUUGGAUGUCGGCUAUGUCUACGAUGAAUCAGGUCAUGCCAUAAUGAGGAAAUGGCUCCUGCUGGGUGAUGCUGAUGACUCAAGUUUAGGGGCCAGAGGUUACCUGAAAGUCAGCAUAAUUGUUGUGAGCACUGGAGAUGAGCCACCAACUGAGAAGAGAGACAUAACUGAGAAUGAGGACGACAUAGAAAGUAAUCUCUUGGUGCCUGCCGGUGUCACAAUGCGUUGGGCCACACUCAGCCUCAAGGUGUACCGAGCCGAGGAUAUGCCACAGAUGGAUGAUGCCUUCAUCCAGACAAUUAAACAGGUCUUUGGAGGGGAUGGAGAACCAAAGAACUUGGUGGAUCCAUUUUUGGAAGUCAGCUUUGCUGGCAAGAAGCUGUGCACCAAAAUCAUCGAGAAAAAUGCUAAUCCGCAGUGGAAUCAACUCAUCAAUCUCCAAGUCAAGUUCCCGUCCAUGUGUGAACGCGUCAAGCUGACUAUGUUUGACUGGGAUCGUCUCACAAACAAUGACGCCAUAGGAACAACGUUUUUAAACCUAAGCCAAAUGUCUUCCUCUGGUGGAGAGGUCGAAGUGAGCACCGCAGCAUCAGAGUUUGGAUUUCUUCCAGCUUUUGGGCCGUGCUAUGUCAACCUGUACGGAAGUCCGAGAGAAUUUACUGGCCUGCCCGACCAAUAUGACGAACUCAACUUUGGAAAGGGUGAGGGGGUCGCCUACAGAGGGAGGGUCCUUGUUGAGCUGUCCACUCAGCUGGAUGGAAAGGUUGAUAAGAAUGUGGAUGACAUCUCCAGUGAUGACAUCCUGGUGUCACAGAAAUACCAGCGGAGGAGGAAGUUCUCCCUGUGCGCUGUGUUUCACAGUGCAUGCAUGCUUCAAGUGCCGGGCGAGCCUAUCCAGUUUGAGGUCAGCAUUGGUAACUAUGGUAACAAGCUGGACUCCACCUGCAAGCCCCUGUCAUCGACCACCCAGUACAGCUACGCUGUGUUUGAUGGUAAUCACUACUAUUACCUGCCCUGGGCUGACACUAAGCCUGUUGUGAUUCUCACUUCAUUCUGGGAGGACGUCAGUCACCGUCUGGACUCUGCCAAUUUACUCCUCUUCAUCGCUGAGAGACUGGAGUCCCACCUUACCUCUUUAAAAACAGCCAUCUUAGCCAAAGAGUCUGAAACACGUCUGGCAGAGAUUUGUCUCAAACUCAUCAACCAUAUGAUUGAGGAUCUGAACAGUUUCCAGCUCCCAGUGCUGGAGGGCCAGCCCAAUGUGACUGUACUGGAUCUCCAGUUGAAAAAGCUGCGAGACGCUGCUGUGGACGCCAUCAGAGAGAUGGCCAAUCGCAUGAGAGGGGAGGCCACGAAUGUCAAGGACACUGUUGGUGACAUCGAGGACUGGUUGGAAAAAAUCAAGCAGCUGGCAGAGGAGCCUCAGAACAGCAUGCCUGAUGUGAUCAUCUGGAUGUUAAGAGGAGAGAAGCGAGUGGCUUUUGCUCGAGUCCCAGCAAACCAGAUCCUGUACUCUGACUUUAGUGAACAGGCGCGUGGCAAGCACUGUGGACGGACUCAGACCAUUUUCAUGCAGUACCCCAUGGACAAAAACAAAGGGGAGAAGGUCCCUGUUCAGCUACGGGUUAACAUGUGGCUCGGCCUCUCUGCUCAUGAGAAGAAGUUCAACAGCUUCUCAGAGGGAAACUUCAGCGUCUAUGCUGAAAUGUAUGAGAACCAAGCCCAUGUUUUAGGGAAGUGGGGAACUACCGGUCUGGUUGGUCGCCAUAAGUUCUCAGAUGUGACUGGAAAGGUGAAACUCAAACGAGAACGCUUUCUGCCCCCCCGUGGAUGGGAAUGGGAGGAGGACUGGUUUGUUGACCCUGAGCGAUGCCUGUUGACAGAAGCAGACGCUGGACACACAGAGUUCACAGAUGAGGUUUUUCAGAACGAAACACGUUUCCCUGGUGGAGAUUGGAAGCCCGCUGCAGAGCCCUACACAGACGUGAAUGGAGAAAAGGUUCAAAGCCCAGCAGAGUUUGAGUGUCCACCUGGAUGGAAAUGGGAGGAUGACUGGAGCUUUGACAGCAACAAGGCUGUGGAUGAGAGAGGGUGGGAAUACGGUGUUACUAUUCCUCCCAAUGACAAGCCCAAAUCCUGGGUCGCAGCUGAGAAGAUGUAUCAUAUCCAUCGCAGGAAGAGACUCAUAAGACCACGGAAGAAGACAUCUGAUAAAAAGGCUGUUUCUGAGAGGCGAGACCCAGGAGAAGGCUGGGAAUACUCUUCCCUGAUUGGCUGGAAGUUCCACAGGAAGGAGCGCUCCUCUGACACAUUUCGCCGCCGCCGCUGGAGAAGAAAGAUGGUUCCCUCAGACUGCAUCGGGUCCUCUGCCAUCUUCAGGCUGGAAGGGGCAUUAGGUGUUGAUGUCGACGAGAAGGCCAGUAAAACGGAUGCAGCAAAACUAUUUGGUGCCAACACACCCACUGUUUCCUGCCACUUUAGCCAGUCUUACCUCUACCAUCUGAGAGUGUACGUGUACCAGGCGAGGAAUCUCUGUGCCAUGGACAAUGACAGCUUCUCGGAUCCCUAUGCACAUGUGUCAUUCCUCCAUGUGAGUAAGACCACAGAAGUCAUAAGGUCCACCCUGAACCCCACAUGGGACCAGACUCUCAUCUUUGAGGACAUUGAGAUCUACGGAGACCCACAAACUAUUGCCCGCAACCCUCCUGAUGUGGUGCUGGAGCUGUGUGACAGGGAUCAAGUAGGUAAAGAUGAACCCAUGGGUCGCUGUAGGUGCCCCCCUGUGGUGAAGCUGAACCCCAGUGUGGCUGUCAGCCCUAAGCUGCUGUGGUUCCCGGUCAACAAAAAAGGUCGCAAUGCCGGAGAGAUACUGGUGGCUGCAGAGCUCAUACUGAAGAACAAGGGGAAUGACGGAGAAAUGCCUCUGCUACCUCCUCGCCGGGGGGAGAUGCUCUACAUGGUUCCCCAGGGAAUCAGGCCUGUAGUGCAGCUCACUGCGAUCGAGGUCUUGACUUGGGGCUUGAGGAACAUGAUGACCUACCAGUUGGCCACAGUCACCUCUCCCAGUUUGAUAGUUGAGUGUGGUGGAGAGAUUGUGCAAACCGCUGUAAUCAAGAACUUCAAAAAGAACCCCAACUUCCCCGGAUCCGUGCUGCUCCUCAAAGUGCUUCUUCCCAAAGAGGAGAUGUACACCCCUCCCAUCGUGCUGAAGGUAAUCGACCACCGGCCUUUUGGCAGGAAACCGGUAGUGGGUCAGUGCACCAUCGACUGCCUGGAGCAGUUCCGCUGUGAUCCAUAUCGCAUUAACAGUGAAGUCUGCAUGUCUGCUAGAGUGGCUAUGAUAGCUGCUGCCCAGGGAGAUGUUGUCAUAGAAAUUGAUGAGAGACCUAUCGUCAAAGCCGAGCUUCAUGCAGAAAUGGACAAGGAAGCAGUAGACUGGUGGAGUAAGUUCUUUGCCUCUAUUGGAGAGAAGGAGAAGUGUGCGCCUUACCUGAAAAAGGGAUACGACAAAUUACAGGUCUUUAACAGUGAGCUUGAAGAGGUUCAACAGUUCCAGGGACUCACUGAUUUCUGCAGCACUUUCAAACUUCAGCGAGGAAAGACCGAGGAUGAGGAAGAUGACCCCUCUGUGGUGGGAGAGUUCAAGGGCUCAUUCAAGAUUUACCCUCUGUCGGAUGACCCAGGGGUGCCAGCUCCACCCCGCCAGUUCAAAGAGCUUCCUGAGAGCGGACCGCAGGGCUGCCUUGUUAGAAUUUAUGUGGUGCGCUGUCUUGACCUGCAGCCUAAGGACACAAAUGGCUUGUGUGACCCAUACAUUAAGCUAUCACUGGGAGGGAAAACACUAGAUGACAGAGAUCACUACAAACCAAACACCCUUCACCCAGAGUUUGGGAGGAUGUUUGAGAUGUCCUGCUUCAUGCCUCAAGACAAGGACCUGAAGAUUGCUGUGUAUGACCAUGACUUACUGAGCAGAGAUGAAAAAGUGGGUGAGACGGUCAUCGAUCUGGAGAACAGACUCCUGUCUCGUUUCAGGCCCUGCUGUGGCCUGCCUCAGACCUACUGUGUCUCAGGGAUCAAUCAGUGGAGAGACCAGCUGAAGCCGUCGCAGAUCCUGCAGAACGUGGCCAGAGUGAGAGGCGUCCCUCCUCCACGCAUCGAGGGAGAUGGAAGCUCGCUCUCUUUCUCAGGAAAAGAAUACCACCUGCACGAUUUCGAGGCAAACACUGCGAUCCAUCCACAUUUAGGCCCAGCCAGAGAGAGGCUGGCCCUGCAUGUACUCAGAGCCCAGGGCUUGGCACCGGAGCACGUGGAGACCAGAACCCUGUACAGCUCCUACCAACCUAACCUGUCUCAGGGACAGAUUCAAAUGUGGGUGGACAUUUUCCCCAAGAGCCUUGGUUUGCCAGGUCCCCCAUGUGAUAUCACUCCACGCAAAGCCAAGAAGUACAUGUUGCGAGCCAUCAUUUGGAACACAACAGAUGUUACUCUGGACGAAACAAGCAUAACUGGAGAUAAAAUGAGUGACAUCUACGUUAAAGGAUGGAUGCUGGGUAUGGAAGACAACAAGCAGAAGACUGAUGUACACUACAGAUCUCUGGAUGGGGAUGGAAAUUUCAACUGGAGGUAUAUCUUUGAGUUUGACUACCUGCCUGCAGAACAGCUGUGCGUGGUCUCGAAGAAAGAACACUUUUGGAAUCUGGACAAAACUGAAUUUAGGAUUCCUCCUAAAUUGAUCGUCCAGAUAUGGGACAAUGACAAAUUCUCCAUGGAUGACUACUUAGGUUCACUUGAACUGGAUCUACUUAAUCUGAUCUCUCCUGCUAAGAGCCCAGAAAAGUGCAGCCUGAAGAUGUUGCCUGGUAUGGCAGGCUCAGUCUCCACGAAAAAAAACCUGCCCAACUCACUCUUCUCCCAGAAGUCUGUACGAGGCUGGUGGCCAUGUGCUAUCGAGCAGGAUGGGAAACAUGUGCUUGGUGGGAAGGUAGAGAUGACACUGGAAAUAGUGGAGGGGAAGGAGAUGGAGGAGAGACCUGCUGGGAAAGGCCGAGAUGAACCAAACAUGAGUCCCAAACUGGAUCCACCCAACCGGCCUGACACGUCAUUCUUCUGGUUUAUAAACCCUUGCAAGACCAUGAAGUUCAUCAUUUGGCGCAGAUUCAAAUGUAUUUUCAUUGCAGCGAUUCUUCUUCUGCUGGUUUUGUUGUUCCUUGGGAUCCUGUUAUACUCCCUUCCUAACUACAUCUCAAUGAAGAUCGUGAAGCCUUUCGCCUAAGGAGCACUGCAGAGAAGCUGUCUGUCUCGCUGCUGCAGAAACCACAGUCCUAUUUACUGUCACUGACCCUCAGAAAUAUGCACUUACGCAGCAUGAUAUCUAGCAUUUUACUCACACAUAACCACAACCAAUGUAUUUGCACUCUCAUUAUUGCUUACAGUAUUUUUGUUUUGCCAAUCAUUUCUCAUGUUCACAUUUAGACCAAAAAAAACCAAUAAUGUCUAUAAUUAUGUAUUUUUAAUAAACUGUGUUUUAAACAAA